CACAAAAUAAAACAGGGAAUGAUUUACUAAGUUACAGUUGGUAAAGACGUUUAAAGUGCUGUAGACGUUGACUAGCAAGUUCGAGCUAGGUUAACUAAGGGCUGUCAGCUGACAGGUGCUAAAGUAAAGUCCACGUUUCCAGUUUUUAUUUUUAUUAAAUCUAUUCAUCACCUGAAAUAAGCAAUCUCACGGGUUUCCAUCGUUAUUCAAGGUGUUAAUGAUGGUGAAUGGGGGGCAGACAGAAGGCCAGUCUGACCUGGCCACUAAUACACAACAGGUAUGCCGCUUCUUCUCUCAAGGCCGAUAUUGCACCUUUGGAAAAAGGUGUAAAUUUCUACAUGUGAGAGAUGACUACAAAGCUCAUGAGAGGAAAACCGGUGCGACGGGCUCCAAGUCAGACCCCUCACCGUCAGAGUCUCAGGGCGUCACUGAGACUGAGGGCCACAAGCUCCCUUUGAGCCAAAAACCCAGGACUGCUGGCCGCCGCCCCUGCCGCUACUUCCUCUCAGGCCACUGCACCAUGGAGGAGAGAUGUCGUUUCUGGCAUCCACCACAGGCACCUCAGGUGGAUGAUCCACCGGUUUUUAACAAUCGCACAGCUAGUGUUCCUGCAGCACCCCAACACAGGGGCCCCCAGGAAGUGAAGCUGUGUGACGUGACAGAAGAUAUGGCCCAGCAGCUGCGAGACACUGAGAUCAAGCAGUUGAAGAAGCGUUUUCCCAAAGACCAGAUGAUUAUUCAGGAACGAAGUGAUGGCAAAGUGACGUAUUACAGGGUGUCUGUGGAAGCCAGUGAUCCAGACUGGCCUUUUGAUUUGAAAGAAAUUGAUAUCAUGGUGAGCUUCCCAGACAACUAUCCCCAAGAGGUAUUCUCAUUGGAUAUACCAUUGGAUCAGGAUCUACCACCAGUAAUGGCAAAGCAUGUACAGCAAGCAUCUGUUGAGUGGCUUCAAGCCAAGCAUGCAACCAAUCAGCUGUUGGGAAAGGUAGAGCUCCUGUUCCGGCCUUUUCUUCGCUGGCUGGACCGUAGCUUGGAGAGAUUGUUCACCGAAGGAGCCAGACAGUUAAAAAAAGACAUUGAUUUAGAAAAAGCUGGACUGCAGUUUAUAUCAUACCAAGAGCUCCAGGCGACAGCAUGUGAAAAAUCCAACCCUGCGGCUGAAGUUGCUGCCGCAGAUCCAGAUGAAGGCACCUGGGAUGCAAGUGAAAAGACAGAAGAUGAGGACCCAACUAAGGAAGAUAAAUUGGUGCAGCAGGAGACUCUUGAUUGUGAUAAAGAUCAACAGCAAGCGGAGGCAAGUCAUUUGGUGGAGAACAUUAAGAUCAGUGAUCCCCGCAGAGGGACAGAGGUGAAGCUGCUGGGUCUGAGGCUGGGGGAGAACACAGCCACUGUUGUUGCUCAGCGGAUUACUGUUUGUCUGCAGUGUCAUAGGUGUAAGGUGACUGCAGACCUGACACUGACUGGAAGGACACCCUGCACAGCUCAGUGUGAGAAAUGUAAUGCUGACAUAAAUGCUGCAUUCAGGCCCUGCAUGCUGCACCAUUACAGUGACGUCCUCGGGUACUUGGAUCUCUUCAAUGCUGCACCGGCGGACCUCGUACUUCAGGAAUGUGAACUGGUGGUGGGAUGCCUCAGCUGCUCUCAGGAUGUUCCUGUGCAGAACCUUCUCUAUGGACAAACAAAGGAGCUUAAUUGUGAACACUGCAACAGCAAACUCAGCAUUCUGGCUGAAAGUACAAGAUUUCAGUAUAUUCAGCCUCGUACACUAAACAAAACAGGUUCAAGUGCCGUUAAUUACAAGACGAUGAGAGAUCCAGCGGUACAAAAGGGAAAGCCGUUACCAGAAAAAGGAACAUGCAAGCAUUACAAACAGAGCCAUCGCUGGCUGAGGUUUCCCUGCUGUGGCCGGGCUUACCCCUGUGACGGGUGCCAUGAUGAGAAUCAAGACCACCCCAUGGAGCUCGCCACCAGGAUGAUAUGUGGCUUCUGCGCCAAAGAACAGCCAUACGGCAAUGGAAAGCCUUGCGUCAGCUGUGGGAACAUGAUGACAAGAGGAGCACGGACCAGCCACUGGGAGGGAGGGUUAGGAUGUAGAAACAAAUCCAAAAUGAACAGAAAUGAUCGACAGAAAUAUGCCAACACCAACAAAACGAUUUCGAGGAAGGCGGCCAGUGAAAAGAAGUGAUUGGCAAAGAAGAGCUUGUUUGGAUUCAUUUGUGAAAUGAGAUUAUGAUACAUAAACAAUGAGUCAAUGAAAUUGAUCUGUUUGCACAAUAAAUGAUCUUAUUUUAA
Molecule: messenger RNA, 2292 nt
Organism: Cololabis saira (Pacific saury)
Lineage: Eukaryota; Metazoa; Chordata; Actinopteri; Beloniformes; Belonidae
Exons: 12
Coding region: 218-2185 (655 amino acids)
Cellular component (GO): nuclear envelope
Molecular function (GO): nuclear export signal receptor activity; zinc ion binding
Source: RefSeq, a predicted model, not a curated record